Actinia tenebrosa (Australian red waratah sea anemone) is the source of this 2969-nucleotide messenger RNA. RefSeq lists its product as uncharacterized. NCBI's taxonomy places the organism in Eukaryota, Metazoa, Cnidaria, Anthozoa, Actiniaria, Actiniidae. The record is from RefSeq and is a predicted model, not a curated record.
CGCGUCCUUGUUCAUUUGAUAUCUCAAAGAAAUACUCUUAAUUCGAAGAGUCUAAAUAACCAAGUGUAUCUUUGGAAACUAAAAAUGGAUGGAAACGUUUCCAAGUCGAAUAAGUUAGCUGCUUCAACGAUAGUCGCCAUUGUUUCGUUAGUCGCUCUCUUGCUGUGCUGUGGUGAGUUUGUACGUAUCGAGAUGGUUCUGAAGCAACAAAACACGAAAAUACAACAGUUGGAGAACAAGAUGACCUUUCAAGCAGUCAAUGUAGACAAAAUGGCUGCAAACAAAGGAAAUAGCCUCGAACGACUCGCUUUUAAGAACGUUCAAGAAUGCUGUGGAAGGAACAAGAAACGAAUGCAAAGGAGUGUCGACGAGAAAGACUCAAUAUUGCAGGGAGAAACUAACGAUACGAAGAGUGAGAGCCGUCUUAUCGAAAAACUGACCAAAAUAAUGCAGCAGCAAAUGACUAAAGCUAUCUCUGCUAAGAACUUUAUCGCUAUACGAGGUAGGAGAGGUAGAAGAGGACCCAGAGGACCACCAGGACCCAUGGGUAAACCAGGUAGAACAGGCAAGCAAGGAAUACCGGGACUGAAAGGUGAUCCAGGACAAAAUGGAGUUGCCGGUCCUCGAGGCAUGCCGGGACCGAAAGGGGACCGCGGUCCAUCGUUAGAACACCCAUCAGUUGUCAUCUCUCCUCCUCGUUUGAUCGUCAAUGAAAGCAAGUCUCCUAUCCUGAAUUGUUCAGCUAAAGGAUAUCCAAGACCAUCCAUUGUAUGGUCUAGAGUCAAUGGUUUGAUGCCCACGAAUGCAUUCAUAUUGAAUAAUACUGACCUUGGGAUCCAAAAGGUUACACCUCUUGAGUCAGGUAUAUAUCAAUGCCAGGCUUCUAAUAUUCUUGGUAAAGUAAAGAAGACAGCAAGAAUUGAAAUCAACUUUAGUCCUAGAGUUAAUCUAAAUAGAGGACCUGUGCGUGUCAAGCAUGGGAAUAACAUAACCCUUCCAAUGUGUCACGUGACAGGACACCCCGAACCUAAAGUCACGUGGUAUAAGGCUGUUGGUUUGUUAUCAAAAACACGAACCGUUGUCAAAGACAGCAAGCUAUCGAUAUCAGACUCAGCAAUAAAUGAUUCUGGUACAUAUUUGUGUAAAGCAGAAAACCUACUUGGAUCAGCCGUUGCAGGGACAAUGAUAGUCGUAAUACCAAUACCAUUAUUUGUGAUCAAACCACCUGUAGAUUUAGAAGCCUACUUUGCAACCAAUGCUGUAUUAAAUUGUUCUGCUAAAGGUGUUCCUGAACCGCUGAUAAAAUGGAAGAAAGAAAACGGCCAUCUUCCAGCUGGACGACAUGAAGUGAAAGAUGGAUCUCUCGUUAUUGAAAAUGUUGUCAAAUCCGAUUCUGGUGUCUACGUGUGUACCGCUACGAGUGGUGGAGUUGCUGACACGGAAGCUAAAACACGAAUGAACAUUGUCUACAGAGAUUGUGCCGAUAUCUACAAAUCAGGUGAAAGACGUAGCGGUGUGUACACAGUAAAACCCGACAGUCAAGGACCCUUUCAAGUCUACUGUGACAUGUCCACUGACGGAGGGGGGUGGACAGUGUUCCAGAGAAGAAAAGAUGGAUCUGUUGACUUUUAUCUUGGAUGGCAAAAGUACAAAACAGGUUUUGGAAACCUGAAUGGCGAGUUCUGGUUGGGUAAUGACUACAUCCAUCGACUGACAGCAAGAACACCCUCGACUCUACGUGUGGACCUGGAGGACUGGAGUGCAGUAAAGUAUUUUGCCAAAUAUGGCAGUUUUAGUGUUGGUUCUGCAUCAAACAAGUACAGACUCAAGGUUGCCUCUUAUUCGGGUACUGCUGGAGACUCACUGACAUACCAUAAUAACAUGUUCUUUUCUACCAAAGAUCAAGAUAACGAUCACUGGAGCAAAAAUUGUGCAACACUACGCACUGGUGCUUGGUGGUAUUAUGCUUGUUUUCAUUCCAAUCUGAAUGGGAAAUACUUGGGAAAUACUAUUGAUGGAAAGGGAAUUGUAUGGAGUAAAACAAAAAACAACUAUCUUUCAUUCAAGCGUUCAGAAAUGAAAGUACGACCCAAAACAUUGUAAUGUUAUUCUAAGGUCCAUUCCUUGUUGCGCUUCUACUAAGCCUCCUCUCGUGUUUAGUCAAGGACUGCAUGCAGCAAGCCAUUACUUCAGUACAGCACAGUCCUCGACCAAUCAUAGUGCUUGUAGCGAGGUGACUAAAUGAUAACAAUAUAUCCAUGACUUUUGAUCCCAAAUGUAUAAAACAUUAGUUUAGAAUUUAAUAUCAUCACUAGUAGAUGAGCUUGACGUUAGGUGCUUGUUCGUUUGGAUGAGAGGAGCCCGGCACAUAAAAUCGCGGUAACCAUGGCAACCCUGUCACAACUCACCGUGCACCUGUCACACUGAUGGUCUGGUCAGUGGAAUACUUACCCAUAUAUACCUAACAUAGGGAGGAAGGGCGGGACAAAAACAAAUCUAGCGUUUAGAGUGUGGUUGCCAGAGGCUAGCGAUAGUGAAUAUCGUAAUGCAAACGAUUGUUGGCGAAUCUAAGGUCAAGCUAGCGUGAUCACAUGGAUAGCGUGUGAUCGAGUUGACCCAUUAGCAAUAAAUAGCGUUGAUCGAUAUCGCGGUAUUGAAUUACCGAUCAAAUAGCUUAGCCCUGCUGAUGACCAUAAAGAUAAUGCUAGCGUAAUCACCAGAAUAGCGUGUGAUUGUAGUAGCAUGUGCUUAGCGUAUAUAGGUGGCCAGUGGGCAGACAACAAAUGGAAACAGCGGCUAUCGUAGACUAUUCGCUGCUACUCAGAUCGAGUCUAACUUUGCCUGAAUUUCAUUUAACCACAUGAAACAGAUCUAGAGGGUGUACAGACAGCGCUUGAAUAUGAAUUACUGUCAUAUUGUGUAUCUUCCUUUCGAUAAAUGAGAACUGGAAUAAAUCUACUUCUUGAUAU